GUCAUACACCGCACGCUGCAUUCCUAGGUUGAAAAUCCCCGUUCAGCAAUCAGACGAGCCAUGGCUAAGGGCAAGAAUCUGAAUCCAGCGGAAGCAUUCCGGAAAGCACAGCGGAAGAAAGAGCUAAAGAAGAACAAAACUGAAAGAGCAAAAGUCCGGGAUUUUGCAUUGGUCAAGAAGGACACUCAAGAACUUGAGAGAGAGAUUGCUACGCUUGAGAGCAAAUCAGAUGCUACAUCAGCAGACAAAGCUCGUCUUGCUGAACUCAAGUCUCAGCUGGAGAAUAUCAAUAAGAAAAAGGAAGAAUAUGUUGCAGAACAUCCAGAACAUCGCAAACUGGUCUUCAGGGGACGCAAACAGCAGAACGAGAAAACGGAUAGGGAGCCUGAGGAUGUAUCGAAGAAGUCAAGAAACUUGUUCAACAAGCAUGGCCUGCCUAGACAUCCUGAAAGGAGUAUUUAUUACGAUCCCGUAAUGAACCCAUACGGAGUCGCGCCCCCUGGAAUGCCAUAUGCAGAGCGACCGCUGCGACCGGACGAGAUUACUAGUGAGGAUGAGGAGUCAGACGAGGAAGACAAUGACAUCGUAAUGCCGGAAGGACCCCCGCCAGGAUCAGAAGAGGUGGAUAGCGAUGAUGACAUACCCAUGCCAGAAGGCUCUCCUCCACCGGAAGAUGGUUCUCUUCCUCCUCCAGAAGCCCCAUCUGCCCCACCUUUGCCACCAACUCCUCAAACGUCCGGCUAUGGAGCUCCUCCUCCGCUUCCCUACAUGCCUUCAUCUGGUCCUAUUCCGCUAUCUCCGAUGGACUUCUACAGUCCUGUGCCCCCGCCCCCCGCUGGUUCUCCUCCUCUUCUAUUCCCAAUGGGUUUCCCUAUGCCUGCCACCCUACCCGUCCCUCUAGGAGUACCAUUACCUCCUCCGCCACCACCUCCUGGCUUUCCUGCCUCAGGCAUCCCGCCACCUCCUAUGGGCUUUCCACCGAUGUUCCAAGGACCUACUGGGUUCCCACAACCUCCGUUACCCCCGCCGCCACCUGGAUUCUUCCCUCGUCGAUCGCAAUCUGCUUCAGCGAUGCAAGAUCCGCUUUCAUCGAUCCCGCACCAGACAUAUCAGGCCCAUCGAGCAUCGAGAAUGGCUGGAUCGCCGCCUCCAAAUCGGCCACCGAUCUCGGGCGGUGUUGUUCUUUCCGCCUCAAUGAAGGCAACUGCCACGGCAGCAACAGUCGAGGCAGCUCCGCAGUUGCGCGACUUUAAGAAGGAGAGCACAGCAUUCGUACCGACAGUAUUGAAGCGUAAAAAGGCAGGAGCGGCUGGCGCAACGUCUAAGGUCAAUGUCAAUGCCGCGCCGUCACUAGGCUCAAAGGAAGGUUCUGCCGAACCAGAGCCUGUCGCAUUUGCUGCCAGGCCAGAUCUUCUGAGCACUUUGAAGGGCCAGUUUGGUUCCGCGGCGCCUCCGCCACCGAAAGAGGGGAAGAACGCAGAAACUGCUGGUCAGAAGCCGAAGCCAAAGGAUGACUAUGAGAAAUUCCUCGAGGAGAUGGGAGACGUUCUGGUUCCUGAGUCAUGAGCAAUAGCUGCGUUGGGUGAGUGGUUCUGAUCUCGUUAGCACUCUUUGUAGCUUGAUUCGUACAGAACAUUCAAUAGUUGAUUGCUUCUGAGUGAGUCGGCGUGUAACAGCACUUGUGGUUGACGUUGAACCAGUCCAUCGCG
Laetiporus sulphureus 93-53 is the source of this 1709-nucleotide messenger RNA. RefSeq lists its product as uncharacterized. The record is from RefSeq and is a predicted model, not a curated record. Gene Ontology annotation, biological process: RNA processing. Lineage: Eukaryota; Fungi; Basidiomycota; Agaricomycetes; Polyporales; Laetiporaceae. The coding region runs from base 61 to 1566 and encodes 501 amino acids. The transcript is spliced from 7 exons.